This is a messenger RNA of Cucurbitaria berberidis CBS 394.84, 1518 nucleotides long. Its product is annotated as cytochrome c oxidase assembly protein-like protein cox15. The record is from RefSeq and is a predicted model, not a curated record. Gene Ontology annotation, biological process: heme A biosynthetic process. Gene Ontology annotation, molecular function: oxidoreductase activity, acting on NAD(P)H, heme protein as acceptor. Gene Ontology annotation, cellular component: mitochondrial inner membrane. The transcript is spliced from 2 exons. Lineage: Eukaryota; Fungi; Ascomycota; Dothideomycetes; Pleosporales; Cucurbitariaceae. Bases 1 to 1518 code for a protein of 505 amino acids.
AUGGCCGCCAUCUUCCAGGCCUUCCCCCAGCUACGCACAGCUGCACCGCGACUCUCGAGGCGACUCUUUGUUUGCAGACCAUGUCUCAAUUCCUCGCCCAUGCGACCCGCCCUCUGCACUGCAUCACGAUCCUCCGCACCCAGGCCCUCCGUCCUGCAAUCGGUGAGAUGGAAGUCAACACAGCCGCUUCGGAGUAGCGCGACUCUGCAGGCUGCGAAUGCGGACAGCGCGGUUGUGACAGAGGCUGCGACUCGGGCAGAGAGCAAGUCGAGCAGCUUCCCCAAGACAUCCUCCAAGAGCGUGGCAUACUGGCUGCUAGGGAGCGCAGCAAGCGUCUUUGGCAUCGUCAUCUUUGGGGGUCUGACUCGUCUCACAGAGUCGGGGCUGAGCAUCACCGAAUGGCGUCCUGUCACUGGCUCUAUGCCUCCCAUGAACCAGGACGACUGGGAGAGCGAAUUCACAAAGUACAAGGCCUCGCCUGAAUUCGCCCUGCUCAACUCGAGCAUGACGCUCGAAGACUUUCAGCAAAUCUACUUCAUGGAAUGGGCGCAUCGGCUGUGGGGUCGUGUCAUUGGCAUCACCUUCCUUUUGCCCACAGCAUACUUCAUCGCUCGCAAGAGGGUGACGCCAUCAAUGGCUGGGAAACUCCUCGGGAUUUGCGGAAUGAUUGGCUUCCAGGGCGUCAUUGGCUGGUGGAUGGUCAAGAGCGGGCUCAAGGACGACCUCUUCGAGCCUGGUAGUCACCCCCGCGUGAGCCAGUAUCGCCUGACGGCUCACCUCGGCGCCGCAUUCGUCGUCUACUGCUCAAUGAUACUCACUGGCCUCUCUAUCCUCAAGGAACACCGCAUGCUCGCUAACCCCGCCAAGGCUGCUGAAACCAUCAAGGCUCUGCAGCACCCUGUUCUUCGCGUCUUCAGGGGCUCUGUCGUGGGCCUCACCCUCUUGGUCUUUACCACCGCCAUGUCAGGCGCCCUCGUCGCUGGCUUAGAUGCUGGCCUCAUUUACAACGAGUUUCCCUGGAUGGGUCUUGGCCUCACUCCGCCGAAGAAGGAGCUCUUUGAUCCUUUUUACAGCCACGUUCCAGAUAAUUCAGAUCUGUGGUGGCGCAACAUGCUCGAGAAUCCAUCACUUGUGCAGCUCGACCACCGCAUCCUUGCCACGACCACGUUCACGGCUAUCAUGUCUCUUUUCGCCUACACCCGCUUUUCAAAGGGUGUGCGAACCACGCUUCCAAAAGAUGCCAGAAAAGGCGUCUUUGGAAUGGUGCACCUUGCCUCUUUACAAGUCGCCCUCGGCAUCAGCACACUCAUCUACAUGGUCCCCACCUGGCUGGCUUCGGCACAUCAGGCUGGUGCCUUGGCCCUCCUAACCGGCGCUGUCGUUCUCUACAGCAGGAUAUCGAUGCCUCGACGCGCUAUCCUACGCCAAGUCAUGACACCGCACGCCCCUCGGGCCCACGCCACUCCACACAUCAAGUCUCGCCUGGAAGCGGCAAAGUUUACCCAGAACCUAUCGUAG